This is a messenger RNA of Ochotona princeps (American pika), 1254 nucleotides long. It is a transcript of the gene BECN2, whose product is annotated as beclin 2. Gene Ontology annotation, cellular component: phosphatidylinositol 3-kinase complex, class III, type II; phagophore assembly site; phosphatidylinositol 3-kinase complex, class III, type I. Gene Ontology annotation, biological process: late endosome to vacuole transport; autophagy; autophagosome assembly. NCBI's taxonomy places the organism in Eukaryota, Metazoa, Chordata, Mammalia, Lagomorpha, Ochotonidae. The transcript has a single exon. The record is from RefSeq and is a predicted model, not a curated record. The coding region runs from base 1 to 1254 and encodes 417 amino acids.
AUGUAUUGCACCAUUUUCAUCUGCCAGCGCUGCUUACAGCCUCUAAAACGUUGUGAACCUCAGGAGACGCUGACCUCUGAACCGGAGGAGCCUGGAGAAAGCGGGGUAACACUACAGGAACAACUGGAAGAACUAUCAGAAGGUGGCCUUAGUGACACUGUUCUCAUUGAUGGCAGGAAGUCCAGGAACAAAGACUGCUAUUGCUUGUCUGGGAGUGUUAGCUCCGCGAGAACCUUGAAUAGCAUCCAGGAGACUGUCCUGCAGAUUUUUGAAACCAUUUCAGGCCAGAGAGAAAUAGACCAUCCACUGUGUGUAGAGUGUACGGACAACCUCCUGGAGCAGCUGGACUCCCAGAUCACCCUCUCGGAGCUUGAUAUUCAGAGCUACGAGCGCUGCGUGGAGUCUGGAGAGAUGCAGGUGGAGGAUGAAAUGGAAGUGCUGAAGGAGGAGUUGCGGGUUCUGGAGCAGGAGGAGGCCCUGCUGGAUCGGGAGCUGGAGAAGGUGGAGGAGGGCUGCAUGGAGGCAGCAGCGGCCCUCCAGGAGGCCCAGGCCGAGACAAAGAAGCUGGAGCGGCAGGAGAGCCAGUACCACGUGGAGUACAGUGCGCUCACAUGGCAGCAGCUGGAGCUGUGUGAGCAGCUAAGAAGCAUGGAGAACCAGCUGUGGUACGCCCAGCAGCAGCUGAGCUGGCUGAACUCAGCCAGCAUCUUCCAAUUCACCUUUGAGAUCUGGCAGGAGGGCCCCGUGGGAGUCAUCAACAACCUCCGAUUGGGUUGCCCUCCCUCAGGUCCCGUGGACUGGGAUGAGAUCAACGCUGCCUGGGGACAGGUGGCCCUGCUGCUCGUGGCUCUGUCCAAUACAAUUGGCCUGCAGUUCCAGAGAUACCAGCCGGUACCCCGCGCAGACCACUCGUACCUGAAGGCAUUGACAGGUAACUCGGCUUUGCUACCGUUGUUCUCUGAUGGGAGCCAGAAUGUUUUCCUGAACAAUGAGUACGACCGGGCCAUGAUUGCCUUCCUAGACUGUCUGCAGCAGUUCAAGGAAAAGGCAGAGCAGGGCCAUCAGGGUCUCCAGCUGCCCUACAGGAUCUGGGUGGAGAGCGGCGUGCUGGAGGAUGUCACAGGCAGCGGGGAUUCCUGUGAACUCAGGACCCACCUGAACACCAGGGAGCGCUGGACUCAGGCACUCAGUUUCAUGCUUGUUAACCUCAAGUGUAGUCUGGCUUGGGCCUCCUUGAGAUAUGGUAAAAAUUAA